Selaginella moellendorffii is the source of this 7007-nucleotide messenger RNA. RefSeq lists its product as uncharacterized. Lineage: Eukaryota; Viridiplantae; Streptophyta; Lycopodiopsida; Selaginellales; Selaginellaceae. The transcript is spliced from 14 exons. The record is from RefSeq and is a predicted model, not a curated record. Gene Ontology annotation, cellular component: intracellular membrane-bounded organelle; membrane. Gene Ontology annotation, biological process: calcium ion transmembrane transport. Gene Ontology annotation, molecular function: P-type calcium transporter activity; calmodulin binding; ATP hydrolysis activity. Bases 379 to 6888 code for a protein of 2169 amino acids.
GGGGUCUAGGGCCGUACUCCAGGAAGCUUCUUAAGACUUGGGGCUCCUGAUCGCGCAGCGCAGACAAAAGGAAGAGCGCGACGCGAUCGAUCGGCAAAUCGCCACCAUUGCGCUGACAAUCGCAGCAGCAGCAACAGAACGCGCAGGCGCGUCCACAGCGCAUUUGUCCGGUUGCGCGCCUCUCCUCCCCAGCGCCGCUCCGAUUUCCCGACAGCCGCGAGAAAUCUCGAGCGAUCUCGCGCAGCAGUUCGAUCGGAUAAGGUCUGGUUAGGGUUCUUGAUCGUUUCCUCUGCUUCGUCGUCGUCGUCUAGCUGCUGUAGAUCGAUCGAUCGGUCGGUCAAAAUAUCGCAAAUGCCCGUGUGGUAAGGGGAGGAAGGAAUGGAAUCCAGGCGUGGCUCCGAUCUAGGCAGGGGCGGAUCCAAGAAGACCUUCGAGAUCCCGCACAAGGACACUCCAUUGGAAGUGCUCGAGUCGUGGAGAAAGGCCACGCUUGUGCUCAAUGCCUCGCGGCGCUUUCGCUACACUGCCAAUGUGAAGAAGAGGCGCGACGCCGACGAGAAGAGGCGGAAGUUUAAGACGACCGGGCAAGUCGUGAGGGCCGCGUUUCGAUUCAUCGAUGCUGGGAUCUCCGCUCCCGAUGUUACCACUGUCGAGGACGAGAAAGCAAAGCAGCACGGGUUCCAAGUUUCUCCAAAGCAACUAUCGUCACUGGGUGACAGGAGCGCUCAAGAGUCCACGCUAAAAUCUAUGGGAGGGAUUCACGGAGUGGCCCAGAAGCUACUGGUGAGCCUCGACGAUGGAGUUUCCAAAGACGAGGUCGACAAGAGGAAGGAAGCUUUCGGGUCCAACGUGUACGAGGAGAAGCCGCCGAAAGGAUUCUGGGUGUUCGUGUGGGAGGCCAUGCACGACUUGACGCUGGCAAUUCUCGGCUUUUGCGCUAUCCUCUCGCUGGUGAUCGGUGUGCUCACGGAAGGCUGGAAGGAAGGGUGGUACGAUGGAACCGGUAUUGCGCUCAGCAUUAUUCUCGUGGUUUUCGUCACUGCCGCAAGCGACUACCAGCAGUCUCUCCAGUUCAGGGAUCUCGACAAAGAGAAGAAGAACAUACUUAUACAGGUGACAAGGAACCACAGGCGGCAGAAGGUUUCCAUUUUCGAUCUUGUUGUUGGAGACGUGGUGCAUCUUUCCAUCGGCGAUCAAGUUCCAGCGGACGGGCUGUUUAUCUCCGGGUACUCGCUGGUGAUCGACGAGUCGUCCAUGACCGGGGAGUCUGAACCACAGCAUGUCGGGAAGGAUAAACCGUUUUUGCUUUCGGGGACGAAAGUUCAGGAUGGCUCGGCACUGAUGCUCGUCACGGGUGUUGGAAUGAACACGGAGUGGGGGCACCUGAUGGCUGUGCUGGGUGAAGGUGGUGACGACGAGACUCCUUUACAAGUAAGGCUCAAUGGAGUGGCGACUUUGAUCGGGAAAAUCGGCCUCGGCUUUGCGGUCGUGACUUUCCUCGUCUUGCUCCUGAGGUUUUUGAUCAAGAAGAGGUUCCAGCUGGUUACUCAUGACGCUCUCGAGAUCGUCAACUUCUUCGCCAUCGCCGUGACUAUCAUCGUCGUUGCUGUGCCCGAAGGCCUCCCGCUUGCGGUGACGCUUACUCUGGCGUAUGCGAUGAAGAAGAUGAUGAAGGACAAGGCCCUGGUGAGGCAUCUGUCCGCUUGCGAAACGAUGGGAUCGGCGACUUGCAUAUGCAGCGACAAGACCGGAACUUUAACGACAAACCACAUGACUGUGGUGAAGUCAUGGAUUGGUGGAAGAGUUUGGAGCGAGUCAAGGCCGGAAGUCUGUCCUGAACUUCACGAGCUGGUGCUUGAGAAUUGCUUUCAGAACACAAGUGGAGACGUCUGCGAUGGAGAGGGAGGCAAGCCGGACCUGAUAGGAACACCGACCGAGACUGCGGUUCUAUCGUUUGGUGUCAGCCUGGGAGGUAACUUCAAGAAGGUGAGAAGUCAGUCGAGCAUUCUCAAGGUUGAGCCGUUCAACUCGGCGAAGAAAAGAAUGGGGGUGCUGGUAAAGGACGGCCAUGGGACCAUCCGUGCUCACUGGAAAGGUGCUUCGGAGAUUGUCCUGGGCAUGUGUGACAAGUACCUCGACACCGAAGGCAACGUUUGUCCCAUAGACGAGAAGAAAUACCGCGAGCUCAAGGGAAUUAUCACGACUUUCGCCGACGAGGCUCUGAGGACGCUGUGCAUGGGGUUCCGAGAACUGGAGAGCGAGCCUGCUGAAGAUAAACUUCCCGAUAAUGGCUUCACCUGCAUUGGAAUCGUCGGUAUCAAGGAUCCGGUAAGGCCAGGAGUGAGGGACGCCGUCCAGCUUUGCUUCGCAGCUGGUAUCAAGGUUCGAAUGGUAACGGGUGACAACAUCAACACCGCGGUUGCCAUUGCUCGAGAGUGUGGCAUCCUCACAGACGGUGAAGCGAUUGAAGGGCCCGACUUUCGUCGCCUCAGCACCGAAGAGAUGAGAAAGUUGAUUCCCAGCUUGCAGGUUAUGGCAAGAUCCUCUCCAACUGACAAACACACUCUCGUAAGAGAAUUGCGAGCUCUGGAUGAAGUGGUUUCCGUAACUGGCGAUGGAACCAACGACGCUCCGGCUUUACAUGAAGCAGACGUUGGCUUAGCCAUGGGAAUUUCUGGAACGGAGGUGGCAAAGGAGAGCGCUGAUAUAGUUAUUCUAGACGACAAGUUCAACACUAUAGUGGUGGUAGCAAAAUGGGGCCGCUCGGUCUACACAAACAUCCAAAAGUUUGUGCAGUUCCAGCUUACAGUGAACCUUGUGGCCCUCGUGUUGAAUUUUACAUCUGCUUGCAUCACAGGGACGGCUCCGCUCACUGCUGUGCAGCUGCUGUGGGUGAAUCUGAUCAUGGACACGUUGGGUGCUCUUGCUCUGGCAACCGAGCCACCGACGGAUGAUCUGAUGAAGAGAACACCCGUUGGACGUAAAGGAUCCUUUAUAAGCACCGUCAUGUGGAGGAACAUAGCAGUCCAGGUCGUUUAUCAGCUCGUCGUUCUUAAUGUUCUCCUGUACAAGGGAAAAGACAUUCUCGGCUACGACACCUUGACGCUCAACACCCUCAUCUUCAAUGUUUUCGUGUUCUGCCAGGUAUUCAACGAGCUGAAUGCGAGAGACAUGGAGAAGCUCAACGUUUUCAAGCACACCUUCAACAACAUAACUUUCCUCCUGGUGAUCCUCUUCACGGUGGUUUUCCAGACCAUUCUGGUGGAGUUCCUGGGCAAGCUGGCCGACACCACCCCGCUAAAUGCAAAGCAGUGGGGGAUCAGCGUGCUGCUCGGGGCCAUCGGCGUGCCACUGGCAAUGCUCGGCAAGCUCAUUCCAGUCCCCGCAGAAUCGUCGUGCUUCUCCUCGCAUUCCAGCGACAACGACGAAGAGGACAACGAUGGCUACCAGCCACUGCCGCAGAGCGCAGGACGAAAGCAAGCAAGCUUGUCAAUGGAAUGCAAAGUUUGCCGCUUGAUUAUCCCCAUCGAAUCGAAUCAAAAGCGAAAAGACCUCGGUGUGGUGAUCGAUGCAACAGGAAGAAUUUCGUCCCAUUCGCUCGAAACCAGCCAAUCCAGAUCUAGAUCCAGGAUUGUAGCAAUACUUCACCGAUUUCAACAGGAAAGCCCCACAGUGCUAGAGACAGCCCAGCCUUUCCGUGAAGCUUCCAUCCCUGAAAAAUCUCCCCGCGAGUCUGACUCCGCCCUAAAUUCUAGGUUAAAUUCAAAUUUCAAAUCGACCUGGCAUGUGCGAAUAUUCUCCACCCCGCAGCUGCGCGGAAGCCGGGAUCCUGUCCCGCGCAGCUCGAUAGAAAUGGAGGCGCUGAUCGUGUCGCGAGGGCCGCUGCUCGACGACGAGGCCUUCGCGAUCGAUAUUUCGACGCUGUCAUCCAUCGUGCAGCAAUCCGACGCGCGCCUCCUCCGCGAUCACGGCGGCGUGCUCGGAAUCGCGGGCAAGCUCCACGUCCACGGCAUCGAGCAUGGCAUCGAUCCCUCGGAGCUCGAUGCGCGGCGGCGAGCGUUUGGAUCCAACACCUACAAGGAAUCGCCGCAGAGGAGCGUCCUCUCCUACAUUCUCGACGCCUCACAGGAUCUGACGCUCCUCAUCCUGGUGGUCUGCGCGCUCGUCUCCAUUGCGGUGGGCAUCGCGACGAAGGGAUUCCGCGACGGCUGGUGCGAUGGAGCUGGGAUCCUCGUCUCCGUCGUGCUGGUGAUCACGGUCUCGGCUAGCAGCGAUUACCAGCAGGCUGUCCAGUUCCGGGCUCUCGACAAGGAGAAGGGAAAGGUCUACAUACAGGUCACACGGUCCGCCAAGCGUCGGAGGAUCCUAGCGUCAGAGCUGGUGGUCGGUGACAUUGUCCAUCUCGGCAUUGGCGAUCAGAUCCCGGCGGAUGGCUUGCUGCUCUACGGCCAGUCGCUGCUGGUGGAUGAAUCGUGCAUGACAGGCGAGAGUGAGAUGCGAGCAAAAUCGCCCGAGCAGCCAUUCCUCAUCUCGGGCACCAAGAUUGGCGAUGGAUCGGGGGUGAUGAUCGUCACUGGCGUGGGAAUGAACACCGAAUGGGGGCACAGUAUGUCGAUUCUCAGCGGGGAGGAUUCCGGGCAGUCCGAGACUCCUCUCCAGCACAAGCUCCAGGAUCUGGCGACGCUCAUCGGGAAGAUUGGUCUUGGAUCGGCAGUGGCCAUCUUUGUGAUCCUGGUGACCAAGUACGUGACUUCGAGGAGAGGCGCUUGGUCGAUGCACGACGUGAUGAAGGGCGUCCAGUUCUUGUCCACGGCCGUGACGAUCGUGGUGGUGGCGGUGCCCGAGGGGCUUCCUCUGGCGGUGACGCUGUCCCUGGCAUUCGCGAUGAUGAAGAUGAUGAGCGAGAAGGCACUCGUGAGGCACCUGGCGGCGUGCGAGACGAUGGGGUCCGCGACGUGUAUACUGUGCGACAAGACGGGGACGCUCACGACGAAUCAGAUGACUGUAAUCAAGUCGUGGAUCGGGGACGAGUUACUGGUCGCGGGAAGAACAGAGCGGGUACCGGUGGUGUCAAGAUCUUCUCGAGAGAUGGUCCUGGAAGGGAUCUUCCAGAACACGAGUGGAGAGGUGGUGGUAUGCCCUGGCGAGGCAUAUGAUCCGAAGACCAAGACGGUGGAAGUGAUUGGAACUCCCACCGAGACGGCGCUGCUCCAGUUUGGAUUGGACUUGGCGGGCAAUUGGCAAGGAGUGGUGUCCGAGGUCCGAUCCAGAUCCAGGGUCAUUCGCGUGGAGCCGUUCAACUCGGUGAAGAAGAUGAUGGGAGUUCUGAUAGCCGUUAACGGUGGUGGUGAGCAAUCGGCUCCCUCGUACCGUGUGCAUUGGAAGGGGGCCUCGGAGAUAGUUAUGGGAAUGUGUGACUGGUACCUCGACUCUCAAGGCAGGAAAGUCGCUCUCGAUGACAGCAAAAACUGGGAGCUGAGAGGAAUCAUCAGAAGGUUUGCAGAUGAAGGUCUGCGAACGCUCUGUUUAGCUUACAGAGACUUGGAGAUCGCUCCGCAGGGGGAGGAAGCGCUUCCCCAGCAAGGUUUUGUCUGUGCCGGGAUUGUUGGAAUCAAGGAUCCGGUGAGGCCCGGGGUGGAGGAAGCUGUAAGGAUGUGCAUGUCCGCUGGUAUCCGAGUAAGAAUGGUGACCGGUGAUAACUUAUACACAGCUAUGGCGAUUGCUCGCGAGUGUGGGAUUCUUACGGACGGUGAAGCUGUCGAAGGGCCCGUUUUCAGAAGCUGGACUGGCGAAGAAAUGCGGCGAAGAAUCCCAAAGAUGCAGAUAUUAGCAAGAUCGAGCCCCUCCGACAAGCACAGGCUUGUCAAGGAACUGCAAGCCAUGGGGGAAGUUGUUGGAGUAACAGGAGAUGGAACAAACGAUGCCCCUGCUCUCCGUGAAGCAGACAUUGGGAUUUCCAUGGGAAUAGCUGGAACCGAGGUUGCUAAGGAGAGCUCAGACAUCAUAAUCCUCGACGACAACUUUGCGUCCAUAGUCAAUGUUGCGCUCUGGGGUCGGUCUGUCUACACCAAUAUUCAAAAGUUUGUUCAGUUCCAAGCGACUGUGAAUCUGGUUGCGCUCGCCCUCAACUUUUGGUCCGCCUGCUCCACAGGAGAUGUUCCCCUCACUGUGAUCCAGCUGUUGUGGGUGAAUCUGAUAAUGGACACUCUCGGGGCCCUGGCGCUUGCUACGGAAUCCCCACAUGCGGGAUUAAUGAAGAGGCCACCAGUGCGGAGAAAGGAGAAUUUCAUCAGUCCGGUGAUGGCCAGGAACGUGCUUGCACAGUCUGUGUUCCAGCUUGUCGUGCUCAUUGUACUUCAGUACCGGGGGCUGGAGAUCUUCGGCCUCGUUGACGCGGGCGACCACGAAAAGCUGGUGCUCAACACGAUCAUUUUCAACACCUUCGUCUUCUUCCAGGUUUUUAACGAGUUCAACUCGAGAGAGAUGGACAAGAUCAACGUGUUCCGGCACCUGGACAACCGGUUUUUCCUCGCGAUCGUGACGGCCACGGUUGUGUUCCAGGUGGUUUUGAUCGAGUGGCUGGGCUCCGUGGCGAGCACCACGCCCCUGAGCCCCUGCCAGUGGCUCUUUUGCGUGGGAGUGGCGUCGCUCAGCCUGGUGGUGGACGCUGUGGUAAAAGCGAUCCACAGCUUGUGGAGAAAGUGCUGCCGAUCAAAGUGUAACACGAUUAGCUUCUUCCGCGCCGCGAGCUGCCCGCUCAUCCCGCGAGUGAGCGCUCCAUCGUACCAGACGUUCUUCCGGGCCAAGAGCUACCAUGGCAUACCACGGCGUGACCAAAGCAAUGGCCACAGCAAUGGCCGCCAUCACCACUACUCUGACCAGGUGUGAAGAAAAAAGAAGAGAGAUUAUUAAAUUUUUCCACUCGAAGGCAUGUACAAAUAACUCGAGGGCGAUGAUAUAGUAUUUUCUUGCCUGUAGAAUAAUGACCUUAGUCUAAUCUAAGCUCA